This is a messenger RNA of Serendipita indica DSM 11827, 1905 nucleotides long. The record is from the annotation of a GenBank genome assembly. NCBI's taxonomy places the organism in Eukaryota, Fungi, Basidiomycota, Agaricomycetes, Sebacinales, Serendipitaceae.
AUGUCCCUUAACGGGCCCCCAAAAGCAGCCUAUGUGCCUCCUCAUUUGAGGAAUGCGCAACGCCAGCAGCAGCAACAGCAGCAGCAAGCCCCGCCAGUCAGCAAUGGUAACACUAAUUGGAGUGAUUCUCGUCCCGCUCCGUCUGGACGGACUGGCUCCAGUUUUGGUCCCAAUAGUCCCUUUAACAAUAAUCGCAGUAAUAAUUCGUAUGGCCGAGGCGGUGGCUUCGGAGGCUCUGAUCACGGUUCCUCGCGCGGUUCAGACUGGUCCUCGCGCGGCUCAGGCGGUAACAGUGGCUGGGAGAGCAGGCCAGCUCGCUCAGACCGUCCGGGCGAAGGCUAUGGGGUCGGCGCUUGGCGCGACGGUAAACACGUCGUUGGUCAACGCAACCAGCGUCUCGAAAAGGAGCUCUAUGGCGAGCCCGAUGACCCGCUCAAGCAGCACACCGGCAUCAACUUUGAAAAAUACGAGGACAUUCCAGUUGAGGCCACUGGUGCUGGCGUGCCUGAACCUGUUCUUGCAUUCACCAAUCCGCCUCUGGAUCCCGUUCUAUUAGAGAAUAUCAAUUACGCUCGCUACACUACCCCGACACCCGUCCAAAAGUAUUCUAUUCCCAUUAUCGCCGCUGGUCGCGACUUGCUCGCAUGUGCGCAGACUGGUUCGGGAAAAACGGGUGGCUUCCUGUUCCCAAUCCUGUCCUCUCUAUUCGCUGGAGGACCCCGUCCUGUGCCAGACGAUGCUCAUAGCUAUCACCGCAAGGCGUAUCCGACCACGCUCAUCCUUGCUCCUACGCGCGAGCUUGUCAGCCAAAUUCACGACGAGGCUCGCAAAUUCGCCUAUCGUUCGUGGGUUCGUCCGGCAGUCGUCUAUGGUGGUGCCGACAUCAACCUCCAACUCCGCCAGAUUGAACGGGGCUGUGAUCUGCUGAGCGCCACUCCCGGCCGUCUUGUCGAUCUGAUUGAACGUGGUCGCAUCUCGCUUGCCAAUAUCAAGUAUCUCGUCCUCGAUGAGGCCGAUCGCAUGCUUGAUAUGGGUUUCGAGCCUCAGAUCCGCCGCAUCGUCCAAGGCGAGGACAUGCCAGGUGUCCGCGAGCGACAAACGCUCAUGUUCUCAGCUACCUUCCCUCGCGACAUUCAGAUCCUUGCUCGGGACUUUUUGAAGGAGUACAUUUUCCUCUCCGUCGGCCGCGUGGGUUCCACCUCGGAGAAUAUCACCCAAAAGAUCGAAUAUGUCGAGGACCAAGACAAGCGGUCGGUUCUCUUGGACAUUCUCAACGCCGAGGAGCAGACUGGCCUCACCCUGAUCUUUGUGGAAACGAAGCGAAUGGCGGACAUGCUAUCCGACUUUUUGAUGGCUCAACACUACCCAGCCACUUCGAUUCAUGGCGACCGAACUCAACGUGAGCGUGAACACGCCCUUGCCACGUUCCGUUCGGGACGCACACCCAUUCUCGUCGCCACCGCUGUCGCUGCCCGUGGGUUGGAUAUUCCCAAUGUGACGCACGUCAUCAACUAUGAUCUGCCAUCGGACAUUGAUGACUAUGUCCAUCGUAUUGGUCGUACCGGUCGUGCCGGUAACACGGGUAUCUCGACGGCCUUCUUCAACCGAGGCAACAAGAAUAUUGUUCGUGAGCUCGUCGAACUUCUUCGCGAGGCCAACCAAACCAUCCCACCUUGGCUCGAUGCUGUCCUCAACGAGUCGACCUUUGGCAGUUCAGGAUACGGUCGUGGUCGGGGCGGACGAGGUGGUGGACGAGGCAUGGGCUCCCGUGGAGGAAACCGCGAUUAUCGCGUCUCUGGUGGUGGAGGUCGAGGCGGCCAUUCGAACGGUGGAGGAUACAAUAGCAACGGCUACGGUGGCGGUGGAUAUGGAGGAGGCUCGUCCUCUUCAAACGGCUGGUGGUAA